This is a messenger RNA of Clunio marinus, 180 nucleotides long. The record is from the annotation of a GenBank genome assembly. Lineage: Eukaryota; Metazoa; Arthropoda; Insecta; Diptera; Chironomidae.
AUGUCUGAUUUUGUAUUAAUAAAAACAUGUCAGAGUUCAAAUGUGUCAAAAGAACUUCAUUUGAUCAUCGUCGACAUUUUAUUUGACAUCAUAACAAAGAAACUUUCAAUCAAUCCCAACAAUUACCAGAAUUCAAACCUUUCAUUUGAGCCGAAGAGAAAAAGUAGAGAGAAAGGAUGA